This is a messenger RNA of Pseudoliparis swirei, 983 nucleotides long. RefSeq names its product glycine cleavage system protein H (aminomethyl carrier), b (gene gcshb). NCBI's taxonomy places the organism in Eukaryota, Metazoa, Chordata, Actinopteri, Perciformes, Liparidae. The transcript is spliced from 5 exons. Bases 146 to 667 code for a protein of 173 amino acids. Gene Ontology annotation, biological process: glycine decarboxylation via glycine cleavage system; protein lipoylation. Gene Ontology annotation, cellular component: glycine cleavage complex; cytoplasm; mitochondrion. The record is from RefSeq and is a predicted model, not a curated record.
GGUGGUAUUCCGUUUUUCCGUUUUUGGUUUUCAAACGGAAAACGAAAAAACCACGUGAUUUCCGUAUUCCGUAUUUGGAAUGAAACGAAAAAACAAACUAACAAAACGUACACGGACCACACACGCACACACGCACUGACAGAAGAUGGCGAUGAGAGUGGCUCUGCGGCGCCUCUCUGCAAACUUUUCCCCCAGAUUGCCUCGCCUCUCGUCGGCAGCGCCGGUUUCCGCUCGGUUGCUGUGGAGGAGCGACUCUCCGCGGACGCUGAGCUCGACCUCGGUCCUGUCCACAGCCCUAAAGUUCACAGAAAAGCACGAGUGGGUACGAGUGGAAGGUGGAAUUGGCACAAUUGGCAUCAGCACGUAUGCUCAGGAAGCUUUAGGUGACGUGGUAUACUGCGGACUCCCUGAAGUCGGCCAAAGACUUGAACAGUUGGAGGAGUAUGGUGCCUUGGAAAGCGUAAAGGCUGCUAGUGAGCUCUACUCACCACUGGCAGGAGAAGUGACUGAAAUCAACACAGCGCUGGCAGAGAAUCCCGGACUCGUGAAUAAAGCCUGCUAUGCAGAGGGGUGGCUUAUCAAGAUGACGAUCGAAAAGUCUGAAGAACUCGACGGCCUCAUGGAUCAAGCUGCAUACGAGUCAUUUAUAAAGUCACUUGAAGAAUAAAUGGAUAAACUCCACUGUGCUGUUUUUAUAAUGUAAACACAAUCAAAGAUGCGUAGGCAGGGUUACUAACAUCUUGUCUGGCACUCUUUAUUUAUUUUGAUACUGAAAUUGUGCUAUCAAAAUAAUAAUAAAAGUCCUCACUCGCGUAUAAGGUUAGGUUUUGUUUAGCUACUAGCAAAACAAAAGGGCUCUUAAUAUCAAGAUAUGUCGUACACUGGUUUCUAAUGCUUUGCUCCAUGUUAACAAAUGUGGGAAGAGCCUGGAAAGUGAUUGUAGGAGCCGUGUCACAUUUGUUUAAUAAAAUUAGUUCCUUUCA